Molecule: messenger RNA, 564 nt
Organism: Trypanosoma cruzi
Lineage: Eukaryota; Euglenozoa; Kinetoplastea; Trypanosomatida; Trypanosomatidae
Exons: 1
Coding region: 1-564 (187 amino acids)
Source: RefSeq, a predicted model, not a curated record
AUGUCCAAACAGCUCUGCAGAAUCCCGCAAGAAUUAGGCAAAAUGGGUAGCAUAGAGAAGCACAUUGCGUCAGGAAUGCGGAAAGCCACCGACACAACGGUCCCCGCAGGGAGUCGCCAGCCGCCCCCACGCAGAAAACAGCCAGCUACCCAGGCUCCGACGCAGGGAAGCGCUGCGCGAAGCACCCAAAAGCUGCUGGCGCGCGCUCCGCUCCAAACCCGAGGCCACGGGCGACAACAGCCUGCAAGCGGCGUGCCGUGUGUAUGCGCCUCGCCCCGAGCACGCCAGCCACGAAAGCGGACGGCACCGUGCUCAGCACACACCGGAACGCCAGCCACACAAAGCCGUGGGCGGCGGGAGCAGCACGGCACCCAAAGCACUGCUUUCCGCCACCGACCCCGACGAAUGCGAGGAACCCCGCCCCCCACAACCAUGGCAGAGCCCAAACGCACCCCACGGCUGUUGCCUCUUGGGACCGGCACCCGGCUCCGACGGAAUACGUGGAAAGGAGCCGCGCCAUCUAGGCCGUGCGGCGCGGCGUGCCGUCUUCCGGCUGCUCAAUAG